GCCCCGAGAAGGGCGGCCUUCGGUUUCUGGCUGGCCUGCCUGCCUGCAGAAGGUCAGGAAAGCCAGCCAGAAGGAGGUCCUCGAACCAACCGAGCCUGGAUGGUCUGUGGAAGCGGAAGGGACCCCAGUGAGGCCCUCGGCCUUCACCCACGUCCUGAGAAGGCGAAAUCUCCCUGGAAAAGGCAAGGACGCCGGGCAAGAUCGAAAGCAGCAGGAAAGAGGGAAGACCCCAAUGUGAGAUGGGCUGACUCCCUCCAGGAAACCACAACCUCUAGGCCGCGACUGCUGAGCAGGCUGGUUGAAGACGGGAGAUUGCGGCGAUGGCUCAUUCAUAAGGUGGCCCUAAAUCGGCGGUGCGUUGAAGGCACAGAACAGCCCCGGCAGCCUCAAGAGAAAAGACAGCGAGGCUGAUGAAGAUCUGUGGCGUGAUGUGCCCCUGCUUCCUUGGGUUGAUGUUGUGGGGGGUUUCCAGGGGUGGUGGAUGCUCUCAAAGGAAGAGACUAUCCUCCUCCUCCUUUUCCUUUUCCCUGUUUUUCCCUCAUCCCUUCUCUCCGUAGCAUGUUAUAGAGCAUUGGGAGGUGCUGCCGUGUCCCUUCGGAGCACCUUGACUCCGGACCCCUUCAGCCUUCCAGCCUCGCUCAGCGGUGUCGGCUUCGUGCUGCUUCAGAGUCCAUCAUGGAGUCCAUUCGCAACUCGGAGGACAUGUUGGCCAAAGCAAGCCAACUCUGGACAAUGCUGGACGACAUGGCGGAAAACAGCCCAGAGAGUUACCGCCAGUUUAUGCGGCAGCAAAUGAAAGAGGCAAAAGAGUAUUACGCUCCGCCAGAGCCAUAUCUCUGCCUCAGGACCCACAUUUUGGCACCUACUGAAAAAAUACUCUUCGUGAACAUCUGCGGGUGGAAUAGGGUCCCCGCACCUUGCUCACCAUCUGAGCCAGUAUCGUUAAGUGCUGGCAAAAUACAGGAGGUGUCGCAUCCGUCAGAACUUUACAGCAUCAUUGAUAUUGCAUUUAACCCAUCUGUCCUUGAGAGGAGAAAUGAGGACGUGACAGACAAAGACCAGUUGAUACAUCUGGUGCUCAGGUAUAUCGAGGAACAUUAUGACAUCACUCUGUCCCCCUCAUACAGCCGCGAAAACUUUAAACUGAAAGGAAGUCUUGAAAGGAUGAGGCAGAGCUUGAGAAAAGAACAGCCACCCUUGGCUUUGUCUAAGAACACAAAGCAAGAAGUGACCCUCUGCCACCUGGGAAACAUGGUCGCCAAGGAAGACAGCGGUGACCUUCCUGUGCGGAGGAAGGACGCACAGCCGGCUGGAAGGUGCCUUAUUGAGGAGGUUUCCUGCACAGAGAGCCCUGAGGAAUUGUGCACACCGGCUUAUGAAAUCGCCACCAGGAAGGAUGCCAAUGGGAAACCCCUGAAGAUAGAGCUGAAGGUCAAAUUGCCGGAGUUGCGGCGCAUUUCAGAAUGUAGCCUGAGCAUUUCUAAGGAUGACCUGUUGCUUGAAUGCCCAGGCAAAUGCAGGCUGCAGCUGGAUCUUCCUGAGGUUGUGAAUGAAGAGGCGGCAACGGCAACAUUUCACAAGAGGAAAGGGGUCCUGCUCAUCACAAUGCCCGUGGUGUGAGCAGAAGCGGCGAGGGCAGUAAGCGUGACAGACGUGAAUAUGCUACAUUGUGUGUCAGGGUACAUACCCUUCACGUCCUUCACACUUUGAAAGACAUUGUGACGUUGCAUGCGUUAAUAUUAACUGUGUUGGCUCUGCCUUCUGGAAGGAAUCCCGGCUGCCCUUUGGACACAUGCCCAGGCUCAGUGAACAUGCUGACUUGGAGAUAAAACCCAAGUACAGAAGCGAAACUCGACACUACGUGAAAGUGUUCCAACAUUUACUUUACAUGUGUUUUUUUCUCUAUAUGUGAUUUAUACUAUAGUAGCCAAACUUCAGAGACUCUGCAAAUGUGUCUCUUAAAGCAGUAAUAAACUUGGUUGUCCCCUCAUUUACUGAAACAAAGUAACCAAGCUCUAUUGCUGAAUUAUUUCAGGAUUUGAAUCAUAUCCCCCCACAGCAAUUUAAGAGUUCACUGUACGUUUUCAUCUUGAAAACAUGGAUAUAAGUACAUGUUUUCCGCCAAUGAUAGGUAUGUGGGGGCAGGUAAACUAGCAGAAUGGAUCUAAAUAUCAGUUGCCCAUCACUUGAAUCAAGAGUUUGCUUUUCAUAACUGAAGUUGUCCAAAAAGCAGGCUGGCUUUCAGUUCAGGAUGUCCUCUGGUAUUCUAAAUAUACCACCUACCCACCCCAUCUACCUAAAAGGCUGCCCAUAUGGUGUUUCUUAGCUGCCACCACAAAUAAGUAGCUGGAAUCAAGAACUGAGGAGAAACAAGAAACAUUAAAUUGCUCAUCCCCUGCUGACAAAACAUCCAAUAGACCAGCACUUAACUGCAAAAAGUACACUCAGAUUGCAGAUUAUUUAAAAAAAGAAACAGCAGGCAGACACAUAAUUUAAACAACUUGGAUUCUAAAAAUAGCUGAGAAGUGCACACAGCCGCUAUGCGGGUUGAUGGCACAGACCUUCCAAAGCGCACACCACCUCAUGGCCUGACAGAGACACGUUUGGCUGACCGAACCAGGCGAAAGUGACCUCACCAAAUAGGCGUUUGGCGGGAGGGACAAUAAGGAGAAGCAGUCGGAUGCACUUCAAACAUUUAAUGGAACACGGCUGGCUGAACAGGCCAGCUUGGAACUGAGUGAGGAGUAAGUGCAACUUGCUCUUUACCCGAUUAGUAAAA
This is a messenger RNA of Pogona vitticeps (central bearded dragon), 2779 nucleotides long. The record is from RefSeq and is a predicted model, not a curated record. Lineage: Eukaryota; Metazoa; Chordata; Lepidosauria; Squamata; Agamidae.